CUAGACAGGUCUGCCUUCUAUGUAAAUACGACUUAAUUUGAAUAAGUCUUAGUUAUUUUGUAUUUCUGAUGUAAUUUCGUGUUGAUAUUGGAGCAGAUUUUGCCACAAUUAGAUAGAAACCUCGAAGCGUUGAGAUGGAGAUUUUAGGCCUGAUAGAUAUACCUCUAUGGCUGAUCAUUAUUGUAUUUAUUAUAUUUACUGUUUAUAUGCUGUUUAUAAGACAGGGAGAAAAUGUCUUUAAAGGAACUGGUAUUAAAGGCCCGCCUGGUAGAUUUCUUUACAUAAACUCAAUGUUUAAAAAGGGUUUUGAGCAAUCUCAUAAAGACCUCACUGACGAAUAUGGACCUGUUGUAGGAGCUUACUUAGGACAGGUGCCCGCUGUUAUCGUUACAGAUCUUGAUAUAAUUAAACAGGUCUGUGUUAAAGAGGGCAGUUCGAACUUUGUUAACAGAUUGGAUGUUGCUCCAAUUCCGUCUACAUUUAGAGAAUCCAUGCAGUUUUUAAAAGAUGACCACUGGAAGUUUGUACGCGGUGUUGUUAGUCCCAGUUUAAGUACAGGCAAGAUGAAGGAUAUGGUGCCGUUGAUUCACAACUGCUGCGAGAUGUUGGUAAAAGCUAUCGAGAUGAAGUCAAAAAACGAUCCUAAUAUUGAUGUUAAACAGUUAUUUGCAUCGUACAGUAUGGAUACGAUAGCUAGUGUAGCUUUUGGUAUCGAGAUAAACUCUCAAGAAAAUCCCGACGAUCCGUUCAACAAGCAUGCGGCUAUUGUCAUGAACCAGAAAUGGUUGAUGAUAUUGAAUAUGAUUACAUUUAUAAUACCACCCUUAAAAGAUGUCGUCAACUGGAUAGACUAUUGGCCAGGUCAAAAUGGCAGUUUUAAGUUUUUCGUUGACGCAACUCAAAAGGUCAUGGAUGAAAGAAGAAAUGGCAAUGAGUCUCGAAAAGAUUUGAUUGAAUUGAUGUUGAAAGCUCAAAGUUCCUCAAGUGGUAAAGACAUCACGGACAAGGAUUACCAACCUUCAAAUUCUCAAGAAUGGAAAGAACGAGGUCUAACUGAUUCAGAGAUCCAAAGUCAAUCGAUGAUAUUUUUUCUGGCUGGAUAUGAAACUGUUUCUAGUAAUCUGAGUAUGGCCAGUUACGCGCUCGUUACCAACCCAGAAUGCCAAGAGAAAUUAAUACAAGAAAUAGAUGAGAAAUUGAAGGGAGCUCCACCAACCUAUGAAAGUGUAUUCGGAGGUUUACCAUACUUAGAUAAGUUUUUCUGUGAAGUUUUAAGAAUGUAUCCUCCUGCUCAGUUAACCAGCCGACAAACUAGUAAAGAUAUUACUAUUAAUGGAUAUAUGUUUAAAAGGGGAUUUGAUGUCCACAUACCAGUAUCAUUAUUACAUCAUAGUCCCGAUCACUGGACAGAUCCCGAGAAAUUUGAUCCCGAGAGGUUCACUGAGGAAGAAAAAAGCAAACGAAACCCAUAUUCGUACAUACCAUUCGGUGUUGGCCCUAGGAAUUGUGUUGCUCAGAGACUUGCUAUAAUGGAAACCAGAAUGGCCUUGGUGUCUAUUUUACAGAAAUACAGAGUUGUUAAAUCUGAUAAAUCACCGAUCCCUAUUGAAAUUACUCAGAUGGGAUUUACUAAACCCAAGGAAAUUCUUUACUUACAAUUUGAAAAGAGGUCCUAAUGGUGAACAGUGAGCAGCAGUUUUUAUUGGGGAGUAGAGGACCAAUGACCACCCACCUUUUUUUAAUUUCUAAGCAAAAUUUAUUUCCUUUCAUUGUCUGUGCUUGUAGCCCUACAUCGCUUCCUCCGAGAAAAAUUAAAUACAUGUAUAUAAACGCACAAUUGUUCACGAGCGGUAAAUAAAUUUCUUAUCGGAUUAAGCUGCAUCAGUAUAAUAAAUACAAUAUAUAUAUAAAGACAACCAAGCUUACAGAAAUGGAUUGAAAUUCUACCAAUUAAAGCUUUGGGCAGACAACAGUUAAAAAUUUGCCAAUAACUGAAUUUUGAAAUUUUCAAUGAGUUUUGAUAAAAAUGAUAUAAAUCGCCAGGAGAAACAAACCAAAUGAUGACGUUUGGUUAAAGUUGACAUGAGAUUAAUAAACCCAAAGGAUCCACUAUUUGCCACAGUUUUGGUAAAUUUUACACCUUCAGGUUGCUUAACCCUGAUAUCAAUUUCAGCUGAAGUCAACCUGUCCAAAGUCCUGAAUAUUGUAUAUUUUAGUUUUUGAAUGUUACUUGCAUACUAUUUCUACUAGUAUAGUUACCUUUGUGUAUAUAUUUUGCAUAGAUUAAAAUAUUAUUUUGUUUUUUUGCAU
Messenger RNA from Lottia gigantea (owl limpet), 2310 nucleotides. RefSeq lists its product as hypothetical. Gene Ontology annotation, molecular function: heme binding; iron ion binding; oxidoreductase activity, acting on paired donors, with incorporation or reduction of molecular oxygen. The transcript has 15 exons. Lineage: Eukaryota; Metazoa; Mollusca; Gastropoda; Lottiidae. The coding region runs from base 135 to 1676 and encodes 513 amino acids. The record is from RefSeq and is a predicted model, not a curated record.